Molecule: messenger RNA, 1311 nt
Organism: Symsagittifera roscoffensis
Lineage: Eukaryota; Metazoa; Xenacoelomorpha; Acoela; Convolutidae
Product: autophagy-related protein 101-like
Exons: 1
Coding region: 30-701 (223 amino acids)
Biological process (GO): autophagosome assembly; autophagy
Cellular component (GO): phagophore assembly site
Source: RefSeq, a predicted model, not a curated record
UUGGAUUAUUAGCGUAAAUGAGUUAGUUGAUGAUUUCAGGAGUAAUGAAUGCAAAAAGUCACAAGUUUGAUAUAAACGUAGACGAAUCCAGCUGUGAAGAACUUUUAUCUGCCUUGAUGCACACCUUGUUCUUUCACAGAAGCACUGGUCGUUUUCGCUACUCCGGAGAGAACAAUUACUCGAUUGGGUCCGUUGGAUUUAUUGACGUCGACUGCAAAGUUCUCGACCUAACAUACGUCAAAUCCGAUUGCGCUGAAUUGCAUGCUAAACUUCACAGAGAAAUUGUCAAUUUUCAUCAGCAAUUAAUGAAGCCUGUGAACCGUGAUUCAGGAGGACAACUGCACCUCGAAUUUUUCGAAAAGAGAAGACCAAGGUGGCCUUUGAGAAUGGAGGAGAAUAUUCCAUGGGAGAUUUGGACAUUCCAACUCAAGAUGGUGGACUUCUAUGACAAAGAACAAUUCCUCCAGCAGCUGAGCUCUACUAUCAUCGAAAAAAUCCUGUUAAUAUCCGAGGCCAUUACUUCCACCGAAUAUGUUCCAAAAAUCCCAGUCUUGUCAGAUUUAAACUUAAUUUUUGACACCAGCUUCACAAACUUACAGCCCUACUUGCAUAGAAUAUACAGUACUUUUAACGACGAGACUUCCAAACCUGUUCGACAAGUUAUGUCGCGUAUGUUCUCAGAUACUUAUUUUCCGGUUUGACACGGACCAAAACAGUUGCCCUUUUUUGAACUGCUCUCACGGUUUUCUUUCAGUUGAAUAGUUUUAAAUUAAAAUUUAGAAAUCAUAGAUAGCUUUGAGGUGUCCAAAAGUAGUGACAGGUGAAUUUUUGUUACCUUGCACGUAGAAAAAGCUCUCAGGGAUGUGUUAUUUUAUUUCUAGAUCAAAUUUUGACUUUUCUUAUUCCUAAUAAUAAAGGUCCUCCCAAAUUAGUUGAUGGGCUCUGUGUAUAUCCAUUAGUUGAUUGGAACGGACCUGUAACACAACCUAGAAAGUAGCAGAAAUAAAUUUUUGGUGCUAACUUUAUAAUUUCUUGUUUGUUCAUUUUGGUCAGUUUGUAAUAGAUGUUCUCCAAUUUUGAUAAGUGAAUUUCAGUUUUUUACUUUUCUCCCUUAAAUUGUUCACUGCGAUUCGAUUUGUGCUAAAUUUCUUAAAGUAGUUUGUUUUAGCUUUAGGGUUAGAUAAUUGAACGCGCAGGAGGUUACUAUAGUUAUUGUUGCUAUUAUCAUUCUCUAAUCUAGUCAGUUCGAUUAAAUGCAUUUAUUGAAAUUAGUUAGUAUUACCAUAAUCAAUUAAAUCAUUUCUAAAUCUA